ACGAACCUCAAACUUGACUGUUCUUUGAGGUCAUAAUUGACGAGGUGUGGUUGAGAACAAAAUCAUCGAAAAUUCAGAACAUGGAAACUACAACAAAUGCAUUAUUUUCCCGAACUCAGUGCAAUGUCUUUCAGUGUAAGGCGUACCAAAGAAGUACGUCAACCACGUACAAGUUCUCCACUCGAAAACCACCGGUCAAAUGACAGCUUACGGCAAACUGUCGUCAUAUUUGGCUACUUCAAGUGAUGCUCCUCAGGGUUGUCUGCUUUCCCCAUUUUUAUUCAGUUUUAACAUGAUCUUAGAGAUAACGCUGUUGUCACCCGGCUUUUCAGAGAUUGGUCUUCUACUAGGAUAUUCACUUAUUGACCUGGAAUAUAUGUUUUUGUUUCGUGAAGACGCUGACAAAAUGCAUAGUCUUCUGACAACCUCAAACAACAAUAAAAGCAUGCUUAUAUGUGGUUUCCUGCCCUUAACUGUAAAAUAUUGCUUCAGCAAUGGCUUGCGUCAUUGCUCAAGUCAAUGAUAGGGAGUGAGGUAGUUGAAAGUGUUGAUCAGUUAGCUUAUCUUGAAAGUUACGUCAGUCCUGAUGGUCUGGUAUCAGUCUAAAUGUCAGAAGACUCGAUCCGCUUUUUCCA
Messenger RNA from Schistosoma spindalis, 635 nucleotides. NCBI's taxonomy places the organism in Eukaryota, Metazoa, Platyhelminthes, Trematoda, Strigeidida, Schistosomatidae. The record is from the annotation of a GenBank genome assembly.